AUGGGCUCAGUUUCCGUCGAUGAGCAGGGCCCCACGCUGGCCGAUGGCCACCCCUUCAAACACUUCACCAUCGACGGCCUCUUCUCGCCAAGUGAGACCUGUCUGCCUACAGCCCUGAGAGCCGAUGUCCUGCUCACAUCGUGGCUGCUUGUGCUCAUCCGGACGAGAGAGGAACGCCAGGCCUCGUUUGAAUGGGCAUACGACGGAUGGGAAGAUUGCGAAGGCGCAAUCAACCUCGAGGUACACCUUGAUGAUGGCCGCCUCGCAAUACGGCCAGUAUGGUACAGCGAGAAGGUGCUGCCAUACACAGUUGCGCUGCAUGUGGACAUUCUGGUCGACAUCAUCGAGAUUUGCCUGUCAAAUCCUGGCGCAUCCAUCCAGAGCUGCAUGGCACCAACAAGGCACGAUCUGGACUCGAUCUGGAGGUGGUGCCAUGAUCUCCCUCCCAACCAUGACUUCUGCAUGCAGGACAUGGUUGCGGGACAGGCGAAACGACAUCCAGAGAAAGUGGCCAUCGACGCUUGGGAUGGAACUUUGACGUACGGCCAAAUCGAGCUGUACUCCAACUCUUUGGCAGGCUUGCUCAGGGAGUCGGGAGUCGACACAUGA
Messenger RNA from Diaporthe citri, 609 nucleotides. RefSeq lists its product as uncharacterized. Gene Ontology annotation, molecular function: phosphopantetheine binding. Gene Ontology annotation, cellular component: cytoplasm. Gene Ontology annotation, biological process: amino acid activation for nonribosomal peptide biosynthetic process; secondary metabolite biosynthetic process. The record is from RefSeq and is a predicted model, not a curated record. The transcript has 2 exons. The coding region runs from base 1 to 609 and encodes 202 amino acids. Lineage: Eukaryota; Fungi; Ascomycota; Sordariomycetes; Diaporthales; Diaporthaceae.